AUGUAUAACUUGAGCUGCUACACCCCCAGUUCCUUCAUCCUUAUUGGAAUACCUGGCCUGGAGAAGUUCCACAUCUGGAUUGGGAUUCCCUUUUGUCUCAUCAAUAGUGUGGCUAUUGUGGGCAACUGCAUCCUCCUCUACCUCAUUGCAGUUGAUCACAGCCUCCACGAGCCCAUGUUUUUCUUCCUCUCUAUGCUGGCUGCCACGGACCUCAUCUUGUCCACUGCCACAGUGCCCAAACUGCUCAGUAACCUCUGGCUUGGCUCCCAGGAAAUAACCUUCUCUGGUUGUCUCACUCAGAUGUUCUUCCUCCACUUCAGCUUUGUAGUGGACUCAGCCAUCCUGUUGGCUAUGGCUUUUGAUCGCUAUGUGGCCAUCUGCUUCCCCUUGAGAUACACUACCAUCCUGACUCCGCAGGUGAUCAUUAAGCUUGUGGUGAGCAUUGUUGUGAGGAGCUUCUCUGUCAUCCUGCCAGAUGUUUUUCUACUGAAGCGGUUACCCUUCUGUGGGACACGUAUCAUCCCACACACGUACUGUGAGCAUAUAGGUGUUGCUCGGCUUUCCUCUGCUGACAUCUCCAUCAACAUCUGGUAUGGAUUUGCUGUGCCUCUCAUGACUGUCAUCUCAGAUGUGAUUUUUAUUGCUGCCUCCCCUUCAUCCUUCAUCCUCCACGCUGUCUUUCAACUCUCAUCUCAGGGUGCCCGCCAAAAGGCCCUCAGCACCUGUGGCUCCCAUGUCUGUGUUAUCCUCAUGUUUUACACACCGGCCUUCUUCUCCAUCCUUGCUCAUCGCUUUGGGCACAAUGUCCCGCGAAAUGUGCUCAUCCUAUUUGCUAACCUCUAUGUGGCCAUCCCUUCUGCUCUAAAUCCUGUUGUUUAUGGAGCGAAGACCCAGCAGAUCCAGGACAAAUUUAUUCUCCUCUUCUCUUUGAACAAGACACAACGAGUGAGGAGGGCCACUGAAGGAGAAAUUUAG
Ceratotherium simum simum (southern white rhinoceros) is the source of this 975-nucleotide messenger RNA. RefSeq names its product olfactory receptor 52H1-like. Gene Ontology annotation, molecular function: olfactory receptor activity; G protein-coupled receptor activity. Gene Ontology annotation, biological process: G protein-coupled receptor signaling pathway. Gene Ontology annotation, cellular component: plasma membrane. The record is from RefSeq and is a predicted model, not a curated record. NCBI's taxonomy places the organism in Eukaryota, Metazoa, Chordata, Mammalia, Perissodactyla, Rhinocerotidae.